CAUAAAUCCCCCUUCCCCAACUCCUCACUUAAGGGCCACUCUGUUUGCCUCUCAUAUUCUCAUUCAGGCACAUCACAAACACCUUUCCAUUUCUUUUUAGACUAACAACAUGGCCAGACCACAACAGCGAUAUCGAGGCGUUCGCCAAAGGCAUUGGGGCUCUUGGGUCUCCGAGAUUCGUCACCCUUUACUGAAGACUAGGAUUUGGCUAGGAACAUUUGAAACUGCUGAAGACGCGGCACGAGCCUAUGAUGAAGCAGCAAGGCUAAUGUGUGGUGCAAGAGCUAGGACCAACUUCCCUUACAACCCAAAUGCACCUCAGUCAUCAUCCUCAAAGCUUCUCUCAGCUACUCUGACAGCUAAACUGCAUAGGUGCUACAUGGCUUCACUUCAAAUGACCAAACCAUCACUUCAAGAGCCUCAAAAAGCGCCAUUGUUGCGUGCUAACACAACCAGUGGCAUUACUGGGAAGAACAUUAAUGAAAUGGGUACCCAGUUUCCGGAUAAGACAUUGACGCUAGAUCAAGAAACUGAGGCCAAUUGGGUUGUCAAGAAAGUUCAAGUGGAAAGCACCCAGCAGUUCAAGCCUCUUGAAGAUGAUCACAUAGAGCAGAUGAUUCAGGAGUUGGUUCAUUAUGGGUCUAUUGAGCUUCGCUCUGUUGUGCCACCUCAGGCUCUGUAACUUGGGCUCAACACAUUUCCAUCUCCUCCUCAGCCUGUACUUCUAUUCUGCCAAUGCCACUAAUUGUAACCCAUUCUUCUCAGCCCUUUUAGACCCUCUUUUAAUGUUUUAGAUCCUCUCUAGGUCCUAGAACUAGCUUCUAAGUGACCCAAUUGAAGAUGCUACUGCUAUGUGUACAGUCAUUUCCGUUAUAAUGUAUGACAUUAGUCUAUGCAUAAUGCAUGGUGUCUUUGUUCUAA
Molecule: messenger RNA, 921 nt
Organism: Quercus lobata
Lineage: Eukaryota; Viridiplantae; Streptophyta; Magnoliopsida; Fagales; Fagaceae
Product: protein PPLZ02-like
Exons: 2
Coding region: 110-682 (190 amino acids)
Biological process (GO): regulation of DNA-templated transcription
Molecular function (GO): DNA-binding transcription factor activity; DNA binding
Source: RefSeq, a predicted model, not a curated record